AUCAAAACGAGAGUAAACGACAAAGUUCAAAACCUUGGAAAUCGAUCUGUUUUCAGUGGUGCCUAAAUCACAGAAUUCCUCGUAUGCACAGAAAUAACUAAAUUGAGGAACAUUUCUUUGGCUGCCAUGAAGCUGCUACACAUCGGCUGUGGUCCUAAAUUCUCAAAAAGAAACGAAAAGACGUCUAUGCCGGCCUCUAUAAACUUCAGUAGCAUUAAUUCAUGGAGGGGGAAGGUAGAAUUCGACUCACUUCCCUGCGAAUUACUGAGCUCCUCAGCGGCCCUAAUUUUCGUUCUGUACGAUUACUGUACAAACCUUCCAACCGUAAAAUCCACAUCAACCAAGUCUACAUUUCUUUUGAUGGAUCAAACAGCUGCUAAUGAGAAGAUUCUUCCGAAGUACCCACAGUGACAGACCCAAACCACUUGCAAACUUCACGCAUGACAUAUCUCAUCAAUCGAGCCAGGGGCUGUAGAUUGGUGAUAUAAAUUGGGCCAGACACAAAGUUAGCCAAGUAGAACUUUGAACAAGUCCGGGUUUACAACCGUGGGUGUCACCCCUGUUGCAUCCUUUCGCAAUGAACCUUGAGCUGAGGGUCCCUUUUUGCCUAGGGAAGGACCACCAGGUUGUAUAUUAGGAACAACUACACCUGUUAAUCCUAUCAGUGGACUGACAGGCAAUCCAGACAUAUCAGUUAAACCUGAUGGUUGGCUCCCUCCAUCACUGGAGGAAAUUACUUGGCCAGGUCCAUACAAGGACAUCAGAUCUACAUCGGCUUUGACAAGAGGUGCUGACGUAGCUGAAGUGUAGCCGACUUGUGGAUCUACAAGUCCUUCGAGGAGCUUGAAGGGGUCGUUCUAAGGAGCAGCGUGUCCCGGUUCACCAUCAGUCAAAUCAAGGAGGUCUGGAGGAGGUGCUUGUGGAACUGGUGCGGAACUCGGUACUGACGUAUCGCUGUCAGCGAUCCUCCCAGAACCAGGUCUGCAGAAACGGCAGCAGACGUGUUUUGGUGGCGAGAUUGGUGCUGCGGUGAGCUUUUAAUUAGUGAAUAGUCAGUCUGUCAUCUUAGCUAUCUGUCAUCGGAGUCUGUAAUCUUCGAUCACCACUGCCAUCUCCGUCUCGGUUCUGAACACGAUCAUCAAUUACUACUUAGCAUCGGCGUCUGUCCGCAACUCGAGGAAUAUUGCCGAAGAUUUGCGUUGGAUGGUGAACUCACUCAACCAGGUUUUAGCCCGUGACCCUUACUAGAAAUCUAAUCAACAAUUGGUUCACCCAAAUCCUCAUUUCAUCAUUUACAAACACUUGGGCGAAGACUUUGCAUUCGAUGCGGACCGUCCACAUUUUGCCUGCUCCGGGUUACAGGCAAUCUGCAACUGAUGCUGCGCGUUUUUUGCCGGACGCUGACAAACCUCUCAGUGAAGGUUUCUUCAAACCUCUCUAUGAUACGCUAGUUCCAUAACCAAGGAUAUUUCUAGGCAAUUCGAUUAUUCUUAAGCUUGAUUAUUUCCGUAGUACUAUGUUCUCAAACUAAAGUGUAUCCCCAGAAUUAUAAGCAUCCGAUACAAUGCUCUCGUAAAAAGCUCUAGCGCUAGAGUACGAUGUUAGUGAAAGAGAUGUAAAAAAAAGGUGUGGAACCGGCGGAAGCAAAUCUAAAUUAAAUUCUAAAUAGCACGGAGAUUAAGACACAAACCUGCUGGUUGUGCAUACAAAAGUCCAACUCAUCUACUAUUCUCCAAGUUACAUUAAAGAAGUUUUGACAAUCCAUGUCAUCAAA
Messenger RNA from Marchantia polymorpha subsp. ruderalis, 1774 nucleotides. Lineage: Eukaryota; Viridiplantae; Streptophyta; Marchantiopsida; Marchantiales; Marchantiaceae. The record is from the annotation of a GenBank genome assembly.